CUCUCCAUAUCCAGAUAGCCGUUAGAACUUAGAACUCAGAACGAGAGAGAAAUAAUCAGAGAAAGAAAAAGAAAAUGGCGACCAACAUCGGCAUCAUGGAUUCGGCUUACUUUGUCGGUAGAUCUGAGAUUCUUACAUGGAUCAACUCCACUCUCCAACUCAGUCUCUCCAAAGUUGAAGAGGCAUGUUCGGGCGCGGUUCAUUGCCAAUUGAUGGAUGCGGCUCAUCCAGGGAUCGUGCCGAUGCACAAGGUCAAUUUCGAUGCCAAGAACGAGUACGAAAUGAUACAGAACUACAAGGUUCUCCAAGACGUUUUCAACAAGCUCAAAAUCACCAAGCACAUUGAGGUUAGUAAGCUUGUGAAGGGACGCCCUCUCGAUAAUUUGGAGUUCAUGCAAUGGAUGAAGAGAUACUGUGAUUCAGUCAAUGCCGGCGCCCACAAUUAUAAUCCUCUUGAAAGGAGAGAGGUUUGCAAGGGAGGAAGAGAAGGUGGCAAGAAAUCAGCACAAUCACAAGCCUCCACCAAGGCUUCUUCAGCACCGAAAUCUCACUCUUCUCAUCCUACUCGAAGAAAUGAAGUGCCAUCUGCAAAUGCUGCUGCAAGUCAAGCUGCAAAGAGGCCCUCUUCUUCUGGUGGCCCUGCUUAUGACGAAAAGAUAACUGAGCUGAAGCUAUCCAUCGAUAGCCUCGAGAAGGAGCGCGAUUUCUACUUUGCGAAAUUGAGGGAUAUUGAGAUACUCUGCCAAACACCAGAGAUAGAACGCUUACCGGUUGUUGCAGCAAUACAGAAGAUAUUGUAUGAUGCUGGGAAUGAUGGAACAGCCAUGGCCGAAGCUCAAGCUAUGAUUUCUUCUGAUCGCUACGAGGAUGCUGCUGGAUUGAGCCCCAUCGCGGAGGUUUCAGACGAGAGAAGCGCUUCUGAAAACCAGAAGAGAAAGAAUAUUGUGAAUCCAGAGUUUGAUGCUGCUGGCAUCACAACUCCGAGACAAAGGCUUUCGGACAUUUCCAAUGUUCACUGCAGCGAGUCACCUCUUGUAUGACUUGCUAAAAGAAAAUGACUGUUUUUUUCUUCAACUAUGAGCUUGUAUUGCUCUGGGUGAAUGUGUUGUGUUGGGUGAAUUAUGUGCAAGGAUUAGUAUUGUUCUGCUUCUAUAUGAAUACUCGUGUAUCUGAUAUAUGCUAUAUGAUUACAGGAAUCAAAUAUUUUAUCAGGACAAGUUUUUUUUACAAUCU
Messenger RNA from Arachis duranensis, 1233 nucleotides. Its product is annotated as microtubule-associated protein RP/EB family member 1C. The coding region runs from base 75 to 1040 and encodes 321 amino acids. Gene Ontology annotation, cellular component: microtubule plus-end; cytoplasmic microtubule; microtubule organizing center. Gene Ontology annotation, biological process: regulation of microtubule polymerization or depolymerization; spindle assembly; protein localization to microtubule plus-end. NCBI's taxonomy places the organism in Eukaryota, Viridiplantae, Streptophyta, Magnoliopsida, Fabales, Fabaceae. The record is from RefSeq and is a predicted model, not a curated record. The transcript has 6 exons. Gene Ontology annotation, molecular function: microtubule plus-end binding.